CCAGUAGAGUAGAGUAGUCUCGUCGUCCUCGUCGACGCCGUAGUGGUGGUGGUGGUGGUCGCCACAGCUCCAACAGCUGCGAGGCUGGGUUGGCUGGACUCGGGGCAGGUUGAUGCUCUCUCAUUCUUACUUUCAUAGCCCAUACUAAAAGGUUCUUCCACUCCACUGCGUAACCGUCUCUCAGUGCUGCUGUUGUAAUUUCCGAAGGAGAAGAGAGCGAGAGAGCGAUAAAGGGGGAAAGAGUGAGAGUGGGUAGUGAGUGAGUGGGAAAGGCAUGGAGCUCGGAGAUUUGCUGCGUCCGCUUUUGCGGGGGUGGACUAUACCCCUGCUUUUGUUCACUGUGGGCUAUACUCUCGUGUACUUGCCGCAGAUAGAGAAGGAGCUGGACGAAGGAUGCAGUCUACUACCUGACACUCACUUCGUACUAUAUAGCAAGCGUGUGGUCACUACCCAGGGUAUCGGGCCAUAUUCAGUGGAAGUGGAAGGCGAGAGGAUUGUUUCGGUUACGAAAAGAAGUGAAGCACCUAAGAGCUUACCCGGGAAACCUCGUGUAUUGGAUUAUGGAAAUGCUGUCAUCAUGCCUGGGCUUAUUGACACUCAUGUACAUUUGAAUGAGCCAGGCCGGGUGGAAUGGGAAGGCUUCUUAACAGGCACGAUGGCUGCUGCAGCUGGUGGUAUAACAGCCGUAGUGGACAUGCCCUUGAAUAGCCGGCCCACUAUCACUACUAAAGAGCAUUUGGAGAACAAGAUUAAAGCUUCCAAAGGAAAAAUCUUUAUAGAUGUUGGAUUUUGGGGAGGGUUAGUUCCAGAGUACGCUCACAAUGCAACAGUUUUGGAGGAUCUCCUUGACGCAGGCGCCUUAGGCCUUAAGUCGUUCAUGUGUCCAUCAGGAAUCAACGACUUUCCUGCCACGACUGCGAAAGAUAUACAGGCAUCAUUGCCAGUGCUUGCAAAAUAUGGACGUCCCAUCUUGGUGCACCAAGAAGUAGUAGACCCUCCUGCUGAUCCAGCUCACUUAAUGCAAGGAGAGCCAGUUAGCAACGCUCGAAGUUACCAAAGAUACUUGAACUCCAGGCCUAUCUCAUGGGAAACUGAAGCAGUGAGACAAUUGAUGGAAGUGGCAAAAGACACUAGAUCUGGGGGUGUGGCAGAUGGAGCGCAUGUGCACGUUGUCCACCUGUCUGAUGCAACUAAUACACUCUCCAUUAUUAAAGAAGCUAAAGCAGAAGGAAGUAGUGUGACUGUGGAGACAUGUGCACAUUACCUAGCCUUUGCUGCUGAAGACAUUCCAGAGGGAGCGACUCAAUAUAAAUGUGCUCCACCAAUUAGGGAUUCUCGUAAUCGGGAACUUCUGUGGAAAGCUUUGCUGGAUGGAGAAAUUGACAUGAUUACUUCUGAUCACUCCCCCUCAACUAUAGAUUUGAAAUUGUUAGAGGAAGGUGAUUUCUUGAAAGCUUGGGGAGGUAUAUCUGGCAUCCAGUUUUCAUUGCCAGCCACAUGGACUCAUGGAAGUGCCCGAGGCAUGUCCAUUGAACAAAUGUCUAACUGGUGGAGUGCGGCGCCUGCUAAAUUGGCCAACCUUCCAAGAAAGGGAACACUUGAGUUUGGGAAGGACGCAGAUAUUGUAGUCUGGGAUCCAGAAGCAUCGUUUGUGAUCGAUGGUCAUUAUCCCAUUUACUUCAAAAACAAAGUGACAGCGUACAUGGGACACAAAUACUCGGGAAAGGUGAUAACCACAUUUGUCCGAGGUCGGCAAGUGUUUGAAGAAGGACUUCAUUCUCCAAAGGCUUGUGGCUCACCUAUCCAUCCAGUUGUAUAGUAUAUUUGUAAUGACCACCUCAAGGAUAAUUGUGCAAAUUCUUUAAUACAGAUUUCCUGCCAUUGUAUUUGUGCUUGUUGAGGUUUUCAUUGUAUGGCUGUGAACUGCAAAAACAGAUUAAUAUAUUACUAGUUUAGCCUUGAGAUCAAGACUUGAAUAGCACGGGAAGAGAGUUCCUGAGAAUGAGUAGCGAUUUGAGAUGAGUUCCCAUCCCGAGACUUCUUUCUGCUGCAAGGAUCGACUUCUCGUCAACCAAGUAAUUUUUAUUGUCCAUGAGGACGUUCUGUAUGUUGAAAUGUACCUUCUCCA
This is a messenger RNA of Physcomitrium patens, 2128 nucleotides long. Its product is annotated as allantoinase. Gene Ontology annotation, biological process: purine nucleobase catabolic process; allantoin catabolic process. Gene Ontology annotation, molecular function: allantoinase activity; zinc ion binding; cobalt ion binding. The record is from RefSeq and is a predicted model, not a curated record. NCBI's taxonomy places the organism in Eukaryota, Viridiplantae, Streptophyta, Bryopsida, Funariales, Funariaceae. Gene Ontology annotation, cellular component: cytoplasm.